AUGACAUCCUUCAAGAUGAACAAGGCCGUUCUCGGCAAUCUUGUUAAGGAAUUCCGCGGAAAAGUGAGCGCGGAGCACGUCAGAGAGGCGCUGAGCGAGGCCAACGGCCGCUACGCACUCGCCAGAAGCGUGCUGCUCCGGAGGACCAAUCAAGUCCAGCAGGUAAUCACUUUUUAACUAAAAGCAAUACAAAUUCUAAACGUUUCAUUUUUCAGACUCGCGAAGAGUGCACAAUAGUGCUGGAGAGCCCAGCGAGAGCCGAAGCGAAAAAGCGGCAUUUGGAGGAAAUCAACAAGUUCCAUGUGAGUUUAGUUUUCCUCAUUUUUCUAGAACAAAUUUCUGAAAGAAUCUAUUUGAGAAAUAGAAAAAAGUACAUCCUAAAGUAAAUAGUUUUUGGAGAAUUUUCAUACUCAGUUUUGUGCAGCCACUUUCUGGACUACUGUAGUUCUUAGCAGUAAAUGAUUAGUUUUCAAUGUAAACUUCCAAGAGCUACAGUAGUCCUGUAAGUGGUCGCACAAAAAAGUUGUCAGCUGCUAAAAUGUAGUUUUACAUAUGGAGAUUUACCAGAAAAUGUUUGUAUAGCUCUAGAACUCAAAAUUUGCUUUUUUCAUCGUUUUUUUUGUAGAAGCUCAAAAAAUCGCUGACCGGCGAUGAGCUGCUCCGUUUGGAGCAGCAAAUCGACCGCAAAGUGAUCGAGUGGAACAAAAAGAACGAGCUCCGUCCCAAUUACUUUGAUUGCCACGGCAUGACAAGGGGCGGAGCCGUUCUUUUCGCGAGAAGGAUGCUGGAGCGCCACGCGGACAGGACGCUCGAGCACAAAGGUAAAUUUUUUCUUGCAAUUACAAAAAAUUUUAUUCAAAUUUCAGUGUUCGAAUUCGAGACGGGUCAAGGACACCACUCGAAGGACAAGGUCCCAGUGAUCAAGGAGGGAUUGCUGGGACUGUUCAACGGAUCCGCGCGGUGCCGGGCUGUGCCGAAACAACACAACCCGGGAGUGAUCGUCGUCACGUUUUGCUAG
This is a messenger RNA of Caenorhabditis sp. 36 PRJEB53466, 1018 nucleotides long. The record is from the annotation of a GenBank genome assembly. Lineage: Eukaryota; Metazoa; Nematoda; Chromadorea; Rhabditida; Rhabditidae.